Molecule: messenger RNA, 3885 nt
Organism: Botrytis fragariae
Lineage: Eukaryota; Fungi; Ascomycota; Leotiomycetes; Helotiales; Sclerotiniaceae
Exons: 6
Coding region: 1-3885 (1294 amino acids)
Biological process (GO): reciprocal meiotic recombination
Source: RefSeq, a predicted model, not a curated record
AUGAUCUCUCGUUACCAUAGAGUCGCCGAUGCUCAAGCUGCGAUUGACGCGCUCAAAGCAAAAUUAGUUACCCAAUUCGCCCAAUUCGAGACGGAACGUAAACUUCACAAAGACAGAGAAGCAAAACUACGGCAACAGCUGGAAGAUUACAAUCCCAUGUUCCUGAAACAUGAGUGGAGAAGACCAUAUUUGGAGUAUCUAGCAGAAGUCGACGCUGCUGUUCGCUGCCGCGCUCUGGAGCAGGCCAAAGGUCGUAGAAUAUUUGAAGGUUCAAAUGACGAGUUCUCACAUAUCCGCAAAAAGGUCGAUAUCAAAAUCAUUGAAAAGGGAAAUAUCGCUUGUCACCGUGGAAAUAUAAAGGCCGACGCCUCUCUAUACAAACUAGGAUAUAGAUGUGCAAAGAUGGAUGAGGCAUUCUUCCGCAGCAUUUACUAUCUGGGACCUCUUGGUCUUGAUCCAGAUCCUCUGGUAUAUAGAAAGUUGACAGAGGCUCUAAAUCUACGAGGUACAAUGUUGUUUUGCUUUUCGUUCACAGAAUCAUCUAGAUCGUCUUAUCAAGAUACCCAAUUCUCUUCAUUAUUGCGACAGAUCUACAUUACGAUGAAUGAUGCGAAGAAGGAUCAGAAAUCACCAAAGUUGUUUGAUGCCGACCCUGAGGUGGAACAGAAAAUUGUUUUAAUGCGCAAAAUUGCAGAGGAAGUCAGCAUACUCUUGAGAAAAACAACUCCAGUCCCCAUUCUCCAUCUUCAUUUCAGACUCAUCACAAUGAUGGAUCCCGAUCUUCCUCAAGAGGCCCUCGCCACGUUCAACGAAGAGGCUAGUCAACUCUUUAAAUUGCACGACAAAUCCAAUGCUCUCGAUAUCAAUCUUCUACGCGUCAACUACGAGCAUCAGCAGAAGCUGAACAGUUUUGCAGCCAGAAAAUACAGCUGGUAUGAGAGCGUUAAUCAAUUGUUCAAGAGCUUUCUGGGAUUACUUUCCGGUGGUCAGACUCAAUUAAAUUUGAUGAAAUUCACACAUGAUAAUAUCGAAGUUACUCUAGGAACGCAAGACGAUGAGCAGAGUAUCAACAAAGCAUGGGAAGAAAGCAUGAAAAAUAUGGUCGAGAGUCUUAUGGCCGAAAAGUCUAGAAAUAUUUCCACUUACCACGAGCAGAAAAAGGAGAUCUUGAAAAGUAUCAACGUCCUUCUCGAUAAUCCAAAGUCUAUGACCUCUACAGUUGAUAAUAACAUUGAAGCUUCCACCGAUCACACUCGGUCGUUAGUCGCCGUCUUAGCUGAAAAUGCUCUUCUCAAAUUAGAACUUGCAAAGGCCAAGUAUGAAUCAGCACGAGUUAGAAGCCUCAAACCCUAUACUGGUAGUACAUCAUCACAAGAAAUCUUAACCUUGAAGCAGAAAUUGGAACAAGUUGAAGACGAAAAGGCUGAACUUGUGUUGGGACUUUCUGCUACCGAGGAUGAACUUGAAUCGACACGGGCAUCGCUUGCCGAUGCAUACACAGAAAUUGAGAGCCUAGACUACAAGCUCAACGGGAAGAAUCAUCCAAAUCAUGAUCUCCGUACACUUGCCGUUAAUGUCCGCCUUCGCUUUCUGAAUCAAGCAACUCGACGCAACAAUCGUGGCAAGUAUACAGCAGUACAUGGUCUGAAAUUUACCGACGUAGGCGCCAUUGAGCGCGGCUCAGCUGCUGUACAUGGUGGAGAUGUCCGAACUGAUGCCUUCAUGAUUCGGAAUAACAUACACAACAAGUUCGACGAUGACUAUGAAUUACUUUUCUUGCGUAUUUAUGGUGUCUCUAUUGACGAGGUUUCUCAAGGAAGAGAUGGCAAAUAUCGUCUUGGCUCCAAACAUGUCGAAAUAGCGGAUUUGAGAGGCACAAUGUCGCACUGUUUGUCGUUCUCCGAACUUACACAUGAUAAGGAAAUGGAUGAUAGGUUUGAUGGUUUACGAUAUCAGUGUGAUAUGAUUUAUCAAGAAUAUUUCGCACAAUUAGGAUCGGCAGCUAAAGCACAAGAUGCCUUUAAUAACAACCAGGACAUCGAUGUACACCUUGUCACCAUGCGAAAUAUUUCUGAUCACAUUGUUGGCCUAGAGAAGCAAAGACUCAGGAGCGAUCUUCACACAAUGACGUUCCUUGGUCCUUCUACCACCAAGAAAGUCAAGGGCAUAAAAUCCUCCAUUCAAGAGGAUAUCAGACGACCCCUUGCCCUCCUUAGUCAAAACAUAAACCGCGCCAAGCCAAUUACCGAAAAUCCCAGCUCCUACAUAACCAACGAAUCCAAGAAAGCCAUAUCCGUCUUGAUAAACCAGCAUGAGCAAGCCAAGUCUGAGCUCGAGAGCCACAAAUCAUCCGAGUCGAAGAUGAAGAACGAAGUCGAAGAACUGCGCACACAAAUCCAAGAGCUUCAUGAUACCAUCAAACAUGAUCAAGAUGACCUGAAAGAAUUGAAUCAAAUUAUCGAGGGGGGCAUGCAAGGAUCCUCUACUAUUCCCGAUACACAGGAAGCUCUUCUUGAAAAGUUGAUCGCUAGAGAAGCUGUUAUCGAUCGAGAAAUCUUCAAUCUCCGGGACGAUAAAGUCAUUUCGAGAGCUAAAAUUUGGUUUGACGCCGUGGGAAAAGUAGACGAAUCAAUCGAACAUCCUGAUCAAGCUAGCCGAGAUAGAAACCUAUCAAUGCGCAAGGAGAUGUACAUUAGGACCAAGCGUUCUAUUGCUCAGGAUACAAAAGCUGCACUAUUAUCAACAAAAGAGGAUAUUCGAAAGCAGAAACUCGACAUAUUGCGCGAUGACAGUGUUGAAGGCCACGUACCACUUGCUCCUCCUUCGCCAAUUUCCAUGGAUAGCGAUCAGGUCUCAUAUGUAGCAGAAACUCCACUUGAUGAUCCUUUCGUCGAGGACGCUCCACAAAAUCGAGAUGGCUCUUGGGCUACAAUUAACGGAGAAGAAUCCUCUGAUAUAUUGAGUCGUGUCUUUAGUGAAGACAAUCAGACAGAAGAAGAAAUUCAUAGGGCAACAAUCGAAGAGGACACAUCCCUCAGACUCCAAAUUCAGAAUACGGAGCGAAAAAUCCAAGAAUGGGAGGGAAAUUUCGAUCGCUUUAAACUCGAAACUCAAGCCACGAUUGAAAGACUAGCUUCUGAGAUUUCUUUCAGUGAAGACUCUCUUCAAGAGUAUAAGAACGCCUUAGAUGACGCUGAUGAAGUGCGCGGACAACUCGUACACAAUUUAGCACAGAUAGAAGGAGACAGAGACCGACUUUGUGUUAUAGUCGAAGAGGUCGGCCUUCCCAUCUUAGCACGAAACGCAGAGAACAUGAAGAGAAUCAAGCGCGAUGGCGUUUUUACAUCACUCGGCAACAGUCAUCUUCCAUUCAACGAAAUUCUUGUACGUAAUGGAGAUUAUGCCGCAACUGGAGGUCACAUCGAUGCACAUCUUGCCUCUAUUCUUCUAUGCGAGAAGGAAAUCGUGAGCGGUCCCGUCAUCAGUCAUGAAAUGUUUCUCAACAUGUAUGGCGUUUCUGUUGGUGAAUACCGUCCCUUGUACAAAGUAUCUGACAGACUGGAUGAGAUGUUCAACAUGCAUGCUAUGCUUGUGGAAUCUGGUUCUUUUACUGAGAAGACACUCUCCGAGACUCGAGAUUCUUUGUUUCAAAACUUGUUUACACAAGGUUUGCUUCAAUUCGAUACGAUUGAGGCGCCUAACGCGAAGGAUAAAGGUCGUAUCUUCGACUCGCAGGAUGGGGAGGACCAAAUCCAAACAUUCAAUGAAAUGCUAGAGAUUGUGCAGGAUAUCAAGCGAAUGCAGAGGGAUGCAAAGUCAGAACCGGUGUCUGAACAAUCGGAUUCUGAGCAGUCGGUUUCUGACCAAUCGGUCUCUGAAUCCUGA